UUAGUGAGGUGCUGUAGAUUGUUGCUACUGUAGUUUGGAGUCGCCAAGACUCAGAACUGUUAAUACCCUCGUACACACACCGGACUGAAACAUUUUUUUGGGGUUAACAUUUCCAUUCCAACACUUUAUGUAAACUUGUGUAUUUACUGUCUCCUAUUUGUUUUUGAGACAAAAACAAGAUGGAACUUAAUUCGCUUCUAAUUCUGCUGGAGGCUGCAGAGUACUUGGAAAGAAGAGACAGAGAGGCAGAACACGGAUAUGCCUCGGUUUUACCGUACAGUAGCGACUACUCCGGGAAGAAGACGAAAAGCUCAACAAUAAGCAGAAAAAGUCCGAACAAUAGAUCGUCACACAAUGAGCUGGAGAAACACAGGCGUGCCAAACUACGGCUGUACUUGGAGCAGCUGAAGAAGUUGGUGCCUUUGGGUCCAGACAGCACCAGACACACCACACUGAGCUUGCUGAAAAGGGCCAAGAUGCACAUCAAGAAGCUGGAAGAGCAGGACAGGAAGGCUUUAAACAUGAAGGAGCAGCUGCAGAGAGAGCAUCGCUACCUCAAACGCCGCCUCGAGCAACUCUCUGUCUCUGGUUCUGUGGAGCGCAUUCGCACUGACAGCAUGGGCUCCACCAUCUCCACCGACUCUGAGCAAGAGGUGGACAUUGAGGGUAUGGAGUUCACCCCUGUCGAGGUCGACAGCGUGGGGAGCCUCAGUGACCCCGAGGAAGAGGAGGAGGAGGACCACUACAGCCUCCAGAGCAGCUCCAGCGACACCAGCUACACGGCGCCACAUUCCCACAGACUGCAGCCGCACCACUGUUAGACUCCCGUGACCAGACGGUACAGCUUCUUCGACCCGCCCUCACCUCCAGACCACCACUACGACCCACAUCAGAGCAGUCCACAAAGGCGGUACCCGAUGAACGCCACGCAGCUCUCCCUCCCUGACCCUACCUACUUCACCCUCAUGUGUCAUGUCCCAAACAACCAAAAGUCCAAAUAAUUUACCAACCAAGCAGCCAGCCAAUCAAUUAGUCCAAACAGCCAACCAACUGACCAAGCAACCAAUCAAAAAAAAAAAACAAAAACAAAAAUCAACAAGCAGUCAACCAAACACCCACCCAACCAACCGGCCCUUUAGCCCGCGUCGCUGCAGGCUCACAGCAGUGGGGGACUUCUGUGGUGAGAUGGAUAGCUUUAACUUGUUCGUCAGGAUUUGGGAGUCAGUGUGUAUGUGCGUGUAUGUGUGUGUGCGCGCGUCAGACAAUAACGCAACAAAAAAGCUCCGUGUCAUUUCCACAUGGCAAUAACACGCAGACAAAGGCCUUCAAGUAUGCAAACCGCCUCCGCAGGUGAUUCCGCAGUCUGUACACAACUAGGACCUCAUUAGCCUGCCACGCCACACAGUACAAGCAAUAGUCAAGACACUUGUGGGCGAGGAAAAGAUCAAUAUUUUUCCCACGCCAGAAUCAGGAAACAUUUUUGUCUUAGCACCGGAUUGGGGAAGGAGAACCAGUUGGCCUGGUUCUAACAAUGAAACAACGGAAAAUGCGGUGCACCGGCACCGUAGGUUUCCAUGAAAUAUCGUUUCUUUUGUAUACUGCCUAUUCAUCGUAGAAGCUAAAGCUGUGUUCAAAAUAAUAGCAGCGUGUUAAAAAAAAAAA
Molecule: messenger RNA, 1662 nt
Organism: Hippocampus comes (tiger tail seahorse)
Lineage: Eukaryota; Metazoa; Chordata; Actinopteri; Syngnathiformes; Syngnathidae
Gene: mxd4
Product: MAX dimerization protein 4
Exons: 6
Coding region: 180-821 (213 amino acids)
Biological process (GO): regulation of transcription by RNA polymerase II
Molecular function (GO): DNA-binding transcription factor activity, RNA polymerase II-specific; protein dimerization activity; RNA polymerase II cis-regulatory region sequence-specific DNA binding
Source: RefSeq, a predicted model, not a curated record